Molecule: messenger RNA, 1266 nt
Organism: Ipomoea nil (Japanese morning glory)
Lineage: Eukaryota; Viridiplantae; Streptophyta; Magnoliopsida; Solanales; Convolvulaceae
Product: serine/threonine-protein kinase CDL1-like
Exons: 5
Coding region: 33-1238 (401 amino acids)
Biological process (GO): protein phosphorylation
Molecular function (GO): ATP binding; protein kinase activity
Source: RefSeq, a predicted model, not a curated record
UUGGUGUUUCUGUUCUUGAAAAGAAUUAGGAGAUGGGAAUGUUUUGGUGUUGCAGGGUUUCUGAGAUUAAGACGAUGAGGAAGCAGAAUCCCUUGAAAAGCUCCAAGAGUACUGUGAAUGAGGCAGGGACUUCCACCAAAUAUGAAAAUGAAGGAGGGGGCCUGGCUUCCAUUGCCAGAAGUCUUUCCAUGAAAACAGGGAUGAACAAGCAAAAGCAGCUAGCAGAAGACAUUGGGUAUGAGGACAUAAAAAUUGCAACAGAAGUGUUCACAUUUCGCGAGCUAGCCAACGCGACAGACAACUUCAAUCCGGAGCUGUUAGUGGGGGAAGGAGGAUUUGGGAGGGUAUAUAGAGGGCAUAUCAAAAGAACAAAUCAAAUUGUUGCAGUGAAGCAACUGGACAGGAAUGGUGUUCAAGGGAACAGGGAAUUCCUGUCUGAGGUCUUCAUUCUCAGCGUUGUUAACCACCCGAAUCUCGUGAACCUGAUGGGAUAUUGUGCUGAUGGGAAUCAAAGGAUUCUAGUAUACGAGUUUAUGUGCAAUGGGUCGUUGCAAGAUCACAUUUUUGAUUUGCUUCCAGGCAAGAGGCCUAUGGAUUGGUAUACCAGAUUACAAGUGGCUAAGGGUGCAGCUCAGGGGCUGGAAUACCUGCAUAACACAGCCAAUCCUCCAAUAAUCUAUCGCGAUUUCAAAACAUCAAACAUAUUAUUGGACGAGUUUUUCAACCCGAAGCUCUCUGAUUUUGGGCUCGCAAAGCUAGGACCAACCGGGGAGCAAGAUCACGUGUCUACCAGGAUAAUGGGCACGUAUGGGUAUUGCGCCCCCGAGUAUGCUAAGACUGGACAGCUCACAGCCCAGUCCGAUGUUUACAGCUUCGGAGUUGUCUUUCUGGAGAUCAUUGCAGGGAGGAGAGUGAUUGAUAACACCAUACCAACUGAGGAACAGAACCUGGUUUCUUGGGCAAAACCAAUUUUUACUGACAGGCAAAGAUUCACAUCAUUGGCUGACCCUAAACUUGAAGGACACUACCCACCAAAGGGCAUGUACCAAGCUCUUGCUCUUGCAGCUAUGUGCCUCCAAGAUGAAGCUAAUAUUCGGCCUCUAAUUUGCGACGUUGUGAGUGCCCUCGAGUACUUAGCCACCCCAAACGAGGAGUGGAAUAGCACAGCCGAUGUAGACUACUCCAAUUGCCUGUUCAUUCCCCAAGAUGCUUCUGAAAGCACUUCCAGAACCAAUUGAUCCAGCAAGCAGGUUAUGCAGGAUGAAG